AUGUCUCAUCCUUGCUCGGAUAUUCGUAACGAUUCAGAGUCAGCCAAUAAGCCCAUCCCAAGUUCCAAUCACGAAAUGCAAUGGUUAAAUGAACAAACUGGUUGUUUUGAAUCCAUCAUCGAACAAGCAUAUAUUUCUGAUAACAUCUCAGAAGAAGAGGGUUUUAUAAGCGAAAGCAGAAAGAGAAAGAGAAAUCAGGAGAACAGGAUGUUAGGAAAGAAUUACACGGGACAUAAGGUUGUUAAACUUGAUCAAAAUACUAAAUUAGAAGAAGUUUCAAAGGCAAGAAGAAGGAUGAGAGACAAGCCAUGUGACCAUGAAGCAGUUUUAAAGUCUGAUAGAAGCUAUUGUUGUUCUGCCAUAAGUGAUGAAAUGCGACAAGAUAUAUUUAAAUAUUUUUGGCAAUUGCCGUCGUGGGAUGCGAAAAAAUCAUAUAUUAAUGGAUUGACUCAAGUGCGAAAUAUAUUACGACGACGAAAAACCUCUGUAGGUGUACAUAAAAAGUCUCAUGGAUUUGACUGA
Messenger RNA from Arctia plantaginis, 522 nucleotides. NCBI's taxonomy places the organism in Eukaryota, Metazoa, Arthropoda, Insecta, Lepidoptera, Erebidae. The record is from the annotation of a GenBank genome assembly.